Molecule: messenger RNA, 671 nt
Organism: Solanum dulcamara
Lineage: Eukaryota; Viridiplantae; Streptophyta; Magnoliopsida; Solanales; Solanaceae
Exons: 3
Coding region: 159-422 (87 amino acids)
Source: RefSeq, a predicted model, not a curated record
GAGUAAUUAACAUGUUAUGAAAUUUGCGACAUGGUAAUAAGUAGAAUAGCCCGUUAACCCGGUAUGAUUUGCUCCAUUUAUCUGCAGCAAGCCUUGGGAAUUUUGAGUUGGGUUUGAAAUCACAUUUGCGAAUCGUCGAGCAGCUAAGGGUAAAAGAAAUGGGAUUCAUAAUGGAAUUUGCAGAGAACUUGAUACUGAGAUUAAUGGAGGAUCCAAAGGAGAGAGAUCGGAAGUUUCGUGAACAUGUGUACGCAACAAAGGCAAGGUGCGACAAGACUCGGGAGAUGUGGAGUUAUCCUCUGCGUCCCUAUGGUUUCUGGACCUUUGAUCGCCACAAUGCUCAGAAUUUCUGGGACCCUCAGAUCAGCCAAGUUCCCGGCCGUCGAGAUCCUUAUGAUGAUCUCCUUCACGACUCCAACUGACUUUUCGGAUAGCCAGGAGAGGUCAGCAAAGAAGCUCUUUUACAGUACCUGGUGAUCCAGAUUUAUCUGUUUUCUGAACAUUCUCCGUGCUAGACUAUCGGAACAAUUAAAUAAAUUGUGAUGUUAUCAAUGAUGUCAAAGGUACCUUGUUUUCACAAGGGUUUAACUUUUGUUUUGUUAAUGUUGCAUUUGAAUCCUUAAUUUGAAGAACCUGUGAGGCUAUGGUAUUUGCAUCUGAUGCUCUGCUUA